This is a messenger RNA of Clunio marinus, 1269 nucleotides long. The record is from the annotation of a GenBank genome assembly. NCBI's taxonomy places the organism in Eukaryota, Metazoa, Arthropoda, Insecta, Diptera, Chironomidae.
GCGAACAUAUUUUUGCUUCAAAAAACAAACGUAAACAGAAAAUUGUAAAACAAAAUCAGAAGAUUUACAACAAUAUUUGAAUUAAAAAAAUAUGUCGGGAAGUUUAGAAAGUUAUGUUGGUCAGCCAGUUAUAAUUUUGAGCUGUGAUGGACGUUGCUUCAGUGGAACAUUGAAAGGUUUUGAUCAACUAAUAAAUCUCAUCCUCGAUGAUACGCAUGAAAGGAUCUUUUCUACUACAUCAGGAAUGGAGCAAAUUAGUUUAGGAUUAAAAAUUAUCAGAGGUGAUAAUGUGUCUGUAAUCGGACUUGUUGAUGAAGCGAUUGAGAACAGCGUAGACUUCUCUAAAAUCAGAGGCGAGCCUUUAAAUCCAGUAGUUCAUUAAGUUCCCUUUUUUUUUAAUUUUUAUCUUAGAUAAGUUAAAGGAUAAGAUCAUUUUAUUUUGCUUUGAAUUUUUAAAUGAAUUCUCAUUUAUUUACCACUUUUUUCUUUCAUAAAAUUAAAAUCAAUAAAUAACCAAUUGUAGCAAAUACUGGACGGUUGUCACAAACAAAAUUAAUUAUACUUAGUGGAAUGUUUUACAUUUCGAAAAUAUAAUAAUAUUAAAUUCGAAUAAGGAAGAAGAUUCACACGUACAAAACACUUAUAACACAUAUUUCGAACAAUUAAGAGUUAUUCUACUUUUCCCAAAUUACAUCAAUACCUACUUAAUUUUAAGUUAAUUAACUUCCAACCAUACUAUUUUAGCGCCAUAACUUCAUUAAUUAAUCUACUUAUUUUAAACAAUAUUCAUUUCAAUUUUGAUUGUUAAGCAAUCGUUAUUAUCAAUAAAACCACGUUUUAUAAUUUCAUUUAUAAAUGCAUACUCAGUGAAUCCAAAACCGCGUGGUGAAAUGUCUUCUGGUGGUCGAUGGAAAGCUUUGAUUUCGGGUUUACUCAUUAAAAUGUCUGUUUGAUUAAAUGUAGGAUCCUUAUUAAUCAUUGUGAUUUUAAUUCUACCGAUAAAUGGCCAUGAUAGAUGAUAAUCAUUGUCUGAACGCAUUAAAUGGAUGUGAAAACUUAAACAAUCUUUUUCCUUCUGCGACAAAUUGAUUCUGGCACAAAAUUUAUAACCGUUUGGAUCUGUGUAGCACUCCGAACUAUAAUACAUUGUUUGGGGAUUCAAUUGCAUUGUUUCAAACUUUUUUCGGAAGUCUUCAAAUUUCCACACCAAAAUUCCAUUUCGUUUUGUUUCUAAUUGCUCAAGUUUCGCGAUUUUUAAUUCCUGUUCAC